Molecule: messenger RNA, 5203 nt
Organism: Salvia splendens (bonfire salvia)
Lineage: Eukaryota; Viridiplantae; Streptophyta; Magnoliopsida; Lamiales; Lamiaceae
Exons: 9
Coding region: 647-4630 (1327 amino acids)
Source: RefSeq, a predicted model, not a curated record
CUGUCUACGCUUCUCGUCAUCAUUUUACCAAAAAUUGUUCCACCAUUUCCACACACACAUUCAAAAUUAAUCAAAUUCCUCACAACGAACGUCAUACCAGUUUCAACAGUUUCCCCUCGUUAAGAAUUCCCAAUUUUACACACUGUUCCACAAUUAAUACAUCCAAUCAAUUUUUCAUCCGUGUUCGAUGCUUCCUUUUUCUUCAAAUUAAGUAAUAUCGAAUGAUGUUAUUGGAUUUUGCGACGGCAUUUCCGUGAUUCCGGGUUUGAAUUAGGGUUUUGUUUCAGAUUACUUGAUCCACUUUAUCCUUUUUCUUUAGCUUUUGGGUAGGGUUUGGUGUUUCUUAAAGUAAUAUCUUUUGGGGAUUAUAAUGUAUGCCAUACGGUAUUGAAUUUCUUGUAUCAUUUGUUGCAAUUUUUUCCAAGUAUAUACAGUAUAUCUAUCAUAAAGUUGACGCCUAGAGCUGCUUGUUUCCACAUUAGGGUUAGAUUCUGCAUUCUGCGGGAGAAAAGCUCCAUUUUUGUUGCUUCAAUUUCAUUGGUGGUUUGAGGAAAGAAAAGUUGGCUCAAUAUAUAUCUGAAAAGGGAUUGGUGGUCCUUGUUUUGUUGGUGCAAAUAUUAGUUCUGUUUUAGAGAAGGUGUUAGUGAUGGGAGAACAUGAAGGAUGGACUGAGACAGAUGAGCAAUUGCCCAAUGGGCUCUUACCCGGGGCAGGGUCUGUUAUGCGUGCCCUGGAUACAGAGCGGUGGAUGAAGGCGGAGACGCGGACUGCAGAGCUCAUUGCCUGCAUUCAACCCAACCAGCUAUCCGAGGAGCGCAGGAAUGCUGUUGCGGAUUAUGUGCAGCGGCUCAUCAUGAAGUGUUUCCCAUGUCAGGUCUGCACCUUUGGUUCAGUCCCCUUGAAGACAUAUCUGCCUGAUGGAGACAUUGAUCUGACUGCUUUCAGUCAGAAUCAGAAUUUGAAGGAUACGUGGGCCAAUCUGGUUAAAGAUGUUCUGCAGAGAGAGGAAAAGAAUGAAAAUGCUGAGUUUCGUGUGAAGGAGGUUCAUUAUAUUCAAGCUGAAGUCAAGAUAAUUAAAUGUCUUGUGGAAAAUAUUGUGGUGGACAUAUCUUUUAAUCAAGUUGGUGGCUUGUGUACACUCUGCUUCCUUGACGAGAUCGAUAAUCUGAUAAGUCAGAAUCAUCUGUUCAAGCGUAGUAUUAUAUUAAUCAAAGCGUGGUGCUAUUAUGAAAGCCGCAUAUUGGGCGCUCAUCAUGGACUCAUAUCUACUUAUGCCCUGGAGACUUUAGUUCUUUACAUCUUUCAUGUUUUCAACAAUUCCUUUCAUGGACCACUUGAGGUCCUAUAUCGUUUUCUGGAGUUCUUUAGCAAUUUUGACUGGGAGAACUUUUGUGUUAGCUUAUGGGGACCUGUAGCUAUUAAUUGCCUACCUGAUGUAACUGCGGAACCUCCUAGGAAGGAUAGUAGGGAGUUGCUACUUAGCAAGUUGUUUCUUGAAGCUUGUAGCUCUGUGUAUGCUGUUUUUCCUGGUGGCCAGGAAAGUAAUGGUCAGAAAUUUUCUUCCAAGCAUUUUAACGUGAUUGAUCCCUUACGAGUGAACAACAACCUUGGACGAAGUGUUAGUAAAGGUAACUUUUUCAGAAUACGAAGUGCAUUUGCUUUUGGAGCUAAGAGACUGGCACGGUUACUUGACUGCCCAAAAGAAAACUUAGACUUUGAAGUCAAUCAGUUCUUUAUGAAUACAUGGAAGAGACAUGGAAGUGGUCAUCGCCCCGAUGCACCAGGAGUUGAGUGCUUGAGAUUGUCAACUCCAGAUAGUCCCCAUGAGCUUCGUAAUUCCAAUAAUGGGAGGAAGGCAAAAGAAAGCUCUAAUGCUCAUGGGGUAGAGGUUCGGAGCACUCAUACUCACAACGUUUCCUAUCAACACGGUGAAAACUCACAUAGGAUGUUUCCCAUGACAAGUGAUUUGUCUUCAGCUUCACACUCACUCAGCUUAAAAAGUCAAUUCAAUUUAAACAGCUUGCAGGUCACUGAUCAUACUGGAAGUAAUACCGUCCCUGAUCAGGUUGUACUUACUGAUAAGAACCAGAGAGUUCUGAGUGCAGAUCAUUCGGCAAAUGACACUGAGGGAAGGCGUCUUUUUGCCCGAACACACUCUAGUCCUGAACUGACUGAUAACUAUAGUGAUGUCUCAUCACAAGUACAACAUGGCAGACAUGGAGAAAAUACAGAUGCUCGUGCUGCUCAUUCUAGAUUGGAUUCGAGUUGUAGGAGGAACGGGUUUGGGCCAGAGACUUUGUUUACCCACAACAAUCAUACUUCAGUUGAAGAUACAGUGGCAAGAUCACAUCUAAGUCUUGAUACUUCUGCCGCCAAUAGUGUUUCAAAUAGCUACGCCCUAAGUGAAGAGUUUUCAACCACCUCUGGAACACAGCUGAUGCACCCGGAAGAUCAAGAUAUUGUGAAUAUGAUGGCGUCUGCUUCACUUCAAGGGUUCAAUGGCCAAGUUCAAGUUCCAGUUAAUUUAACGUCAGGUCAUCUACCUUAUUCUAUCCCUCCAUCCUUUCUUGCUUCUAUGGGGUACAAUCCACAGAAUUUUCCAGGAUUUGUCCCUGCAAAUAUCCCUAUGAUCGACCCAUCAUUCACACACUUACAAUUUCCUCACGGUUUGGUAUCACCCCAAUUGACUCAAUAUUUCCCGAGCAUUGGACUUAAUUCAUCUGAAGAGUCACUUGACCGAAUCAAUGAGAAUUUUGGUCGUAUAGACUCGGGAGAAGCCAAUAAUGAGUUUUUGCAGGAACAAGAUUCUAGAUCGUCUUGUCCGUAUGAUCUCGAGAAUGGAAAUUUGGACACACUCCAAAUUCACGAAAAACCAUCAGUAUCACCGUCGGGUUUAAAAUAUAUUCCUCCACAAUCUCGAGUAACUGCCUCUAGCAGUACGAGAACUCAGCAAAGGCAUGUGAGGGAAAAACGGGGAGCAGAGAGGGAUACUAUUGAUAGUUCUCUGGAGCAGGAUAUCAAUGUUGGUGAGGUUCAUACUGAUGAAAAAUCAGGCAAUUCAAGGUUCUCAUCAGCGGCCCAUAGUAAUUCUUUGAGAAGUAGAACUUCUUCAGAGAGCUCCUGGGAUGGAUCAUCAGGGAAGGCACCUAAAUUUUCGAAAGAGAAAAGGGGAAAGAAAAUUGCAACAGAUCUAAUUAACAACCACGUAAAAGGUAAAGUUAUGUCUGAGCACGCAUCAAAUGACACAGAUGAUGACCAGGAGCGGGGUUCACUGUCAAAUUUGGUGACUGAAGUCACUGAAAGAUACCCUGAGUCUGAGCCGGAUGUGUCUUCGCAUGUUUCUAGGCACCGUAUGCCCGACUCUGAGGUUGCUCAGACUAGUGGAUCAGACUCAAUGAUGCCCUUUGCCCCAGUACUGAUUGGUCCUGGCUCAAGGCAUAGAAUGAGUGAGAAUUCCGGGGUAAUUGCAUUCUACCCGACUGGUCCUCCAAUCCCUUUCCUUGCGAUGCUUCCGGUUUAUAACAUUCCACCAGAGGCAGGUAUAGCGGAUGCAUCAAGUGGGCUUUUCGGAGGUCAUGAGACUGUGAAUGAUAGUGAAUCUGUAAUGAACAUCAAUCCCAAGGGAUUAGAUCAAUUACAGGAGUUACAUUCCUCGAGAUCCUUACUAGGAAUCUCAACUAAUGAGACAUCCAAAGAACGGAAGCCUGAUAUUCUUAAUAGUGACUUUGUAAGCCAUUGGCAAAGCUUACAAUUUGGAAGGGUCUGUCAGAAUCCUCGGUACCAAGGGCCUUCUGCAUUUCCUUCACCUGUCAUGGUUCCACCAUCUUUUGUACAGGGUCAACUUCCAUUCGACAAUCUUGGUAGACCACUUUCAACCAAUGCAAACUUGUUCUCUCAGCUUAUGACAAAUUACGGCCACCGUAUGGUUCCUAUUGCUCCCCUUCAGUCAGUUUCCGGGCGACAUCCCAAUAUAUAUCAAAGCUACAUGGAUGAUGUGCCAAGAUAUCGUAGUGGAACCGGAACAUACUUGCCUAAUCCUAAGAUUACUAGUAGGGAUUACCACUCGUCAGGCAGCAGAAGAGGGAACUAUAACCAUGACAGAAAUGAUAACUUGGACAAAGAGGUGAAGUGGAAUGCUAAUUCAAAAUCAAGGGCUGCUUCACGUAGUCACAACAGAAACCAGACUGAGAAAGCUAACCCUCGAACUGAACGUUACUCUCAUGGAGAGGGUCGAGGUGACCGUUUUUGGAACUCCUACAGGAAUAACUCAACCCCAUCUUACCAGUCUCAGAAUGUUCAUUUGCACUCAAAUUUUGGUCAAGAUGGUCCUCAGAAUGUGGCAUACGACAUGUACCCUUUGGCAGCGAUGAAUCCUAAUGGAGUUUCAAACGGACCUUCGGUUCCACCAGUUAUGAUGCUGUAUCCAUUUGAUCAUGAUGCUGCCUAUGUUUCUAAUAACGAACAGCAUGAUUUUGGUUCUCUUGGUCAAUCCAGCUUGCCCGAUGUAAAUGAGCAAUCCCAGCUAAAUGAUGGCAAUCGUGCCAGAGCAUCUGAGGAUCAUAGACUGCAUGGGAGCUCUGCACACUGCUCCCCCCCAGAUCAACCAUCUUCGCCUCACCAUCAUGGGUAAUGCUGCACAGGUUUUGGUGUUCUUUUAACUCCAGAAGAAUACGUGUUUCGAAUCACUGCUACAAAUUAAUAAACAGGAGGGUUCGAUAACGCGCCCAGCUACACUGUCUUUAAGGAACAUUCUGUUGAAGGAUGAUAAUAUUCCAGUCUAACUUUGGUUCCGACAGCAAUGGCUGGAACGGGUGCAGCUCCCGUAUUGUUGCUCAUGUACAGAAUGCAGCUUGGCUUGGACCUCAUGUCUCAGUAAUUGUGCUCAAGAAUGGGCCUUCGACGUGGUUCUUGUAUGUAGAAUAGAAAACCAACUCUGACCUUUACCAAUUUGGGAACUGGAGCUGUAGUUAGUUACCAACACAUUUUUGCCUUUUUUGGUUUGCUCUGCCUUAGCGUAUCACAUUAUUAUUUCAUAUACAAGUGAUCUAGAAUUAGAGUUCCAUUUUUAGACUAUUUUUUGUUUUAUUCCCUUAGAUUUUCCUCAUAGGAUUUUAAUCAUAAGAUCUGUUUGUAUCAGCUUCAUCUCCAAUACCAAUGUCAAAUACUUCUUCCGUACUACAAGAAUAUGCACUAUUUCUUUUUA